Gaeumannomyces tritici R3-111a-1 is the source of this 1428-nucleotide messenger RNA. RefSeq lists its product as hypothetical. The record is from RefSeq and is a predicted model, not a curated record. The coding region runs from base 54 to 1277 and encodes 407 amino acids. NCBI's taxonomy places the organism in Eukaryota, Fungi, Ascomycota, Sordariomycetes, Magnaporthales, Magnaporthaceae. The transcript has a single exon.
AGCAAAUCCAUGCUCAACAUUUCCGUUCAACCCAUGGCAACGACAAAAACAAGAUGCAACUACGUCCCGCUGCAAACGAGCCCGAAUCUCAAGCGCAGCGACUGCGCAAAGCUGACUUCCUCCACCCCGGCUACCCCGGAAAAGCAGUGCUUCUCUCGCUACCCGCACUCGAUGACGGUGGGAUCGACUUCGACACGGCGCUGGCGGCCUGUGGCCUUGUUGCCGGCAACCGGUGGAGCGACGGGUCUUUCUCACUGGACCGCAGCGCCGCUGUGAGCGUGGAGCGUCCGAGUGACGGUGUCCUACGCGAGCCAGAGUACUUCUUUCAGCUUCCCGGUCCGCUCGAUCCCCCGUAUCCCAUCGUGCCGCGCUUCUCGCACUGGCUCUUCCCGCACGACAAUCUGCCGCCCCUGUGGCAGAGAUGGGCAGCAGACGCGACCGCGGCCACGCGCACGGGCGAGGUGGCCCGGCGCUGCGUGCUUUCCAACUACGGCGACGGCCUCGAGAUGGCGCACCUGCUGCCGGCCAGCGAGGACGACUGGUGGUAUUCGAAUCGCAUGCAACGGUACUCGCCAAUGCAGCUGUUCUCAAGUAGCCCGAUUAACGGGCCGGCGAACCUUUUGACGCUGCGGGCCGAUCUCCAUCGCGUCUUUGACGAGAGGCAUUUUUGUUUGGUCCCCAAGGUUGGGGAUAAUAGUGGGGGAGACGCAGACCCGCUGGAGUCGCCGCAGCUCGUCCUGCACGUCUUCAACUCGACGCCCAGCGGGCAGCUCCCGGGACUCUGGCACAACCGCGCCGCCCACCCAAUCCCCGCGACGGUGGCGGUAGAGUGUCUCUUCGCCCGGUUUGCCUGGACCGUCCUGAGCCCUAGCGUCUUCGACAUGUUCCUCCCCUCGGCGCUCGUGCCGAGGCGCCUGCUCCUUUGGAGCCGUGACAAGGGCGAGUGGGAAACCGAAGAGGCCAGUCCCGAGAUGUGCAGGCAGUUGUGGAUGAAUUCCAGGUCGCGCUCCCCUAGGAAAAGAAGCGCACCGAGGUCUACCGGUGCCGCCGAGGAACUGUUGGUAGGAGAGAGCCUGGGUCUGUAUGACAGCGGCUACUCUAGGACAGAUGCCUCUGAGGACGACGUCUACUACUAUGAUGACGAGCUCGGCACAGCUGAGCGGCAAGAGGAGGAGCCUCGGGGGCGGUCACGGAAGCGGAGGCUCAGCUCCGAAGCGGAGCGAGACUGUGACGACUUUGGCCAGUCUUCGCGGAGGAGAAAGAUGCUAUUUUCGUAAAUCGGCAACUCGGAGCAAUACUGAUGAGGAGCGUGGUAACCUGGACGGCAUAACUUGUAUGGAAAGUGCCAAAUACCACCUUAAACUGUAAUUAUAAUAGUGGUUAUUUUAAUCGUGACAACACAUUUUAAACAAUUGGGCUAUAAAGAUU